Molecule: messenger RNA, 1628 nt
Organism: Stegodyphus dumicola
Lineage: Eukaryota; Metazoa; Arthropoda; Arachnida; Araneae; Eresidae
Gene: Miox
Product: Myo-inositol oxygenase
Biological process (GO): inositol catabolic process
Cellular component (GO): cytoplasm
Molecular function (GO): inositol oxygenase activity; iron ion binding
Source: RefSeq, a predicted model, not a curated record
AUUCCUUGGAGACUCUCGUAUGGUCUGAACGUCCUAGAUGCAAAGCACGAAAUGGGAAGAUUUUUCUCUGGGGAAUUCCUUGCCUUCGUGCUAUCAGUAGAUAACCUAUCUCGCCAGCCAUCUUCCAAUAGACAGCUGGAGGUGUGUACAUUUUAGCCAAUUAGGGGCAAGAUUUUGCGCACGAAAUCGGCAGAAUUUUGAACUGUGAACGGACUUGGUGUUCCAAAGAAAAUUUUAUUUUGAUUGAAGCCACAUGUAUAAAAGCAGCCGUGAUUCUAAAGCACCCCAUAACAAAUCCAAGUAACCAAGUCUCCGCGAAGCACCUCACAGCAGAAGCAUCCUAAAGAAACAUCAUGACUACCGCAGUUGCCUAUCGUAGCUUUGACGAACAUCAAGAAGUCGAGGAUACCAUCCCCAUGCUAGAUCCAUCCGAACUCUACCGUCCAGAAAAGAAGAAAAUAGAAGACUUCAGGCUCUAUUCUGAAGAUAAAGAGGAUCCAAUACAAGCAAGAGUACGUGAAACAUACCUCAACAUGCAUACUUACCAAACUGUAGACUUUGUUUUAUCUAAGAUGGCAUACUGGUCUAAAUUCGACAAGGCUCGUAUGACUGCAAUGGAAGCUCUUGAGAAACUGAACUGCUUGAUCGAUGAAAGUGAUCCUGACGUAGACAUUCCGAACAUCGUCCAUGCUUUCCAAACUGCAGAACGCAUUCGCAAGGCUCAUCCUACUCUCGACUGGUUCCAUCUCACAGGUCUGAUACAUGACCUUGGUAAAGUAAUGGCACUCUAUGGAGAACCUCAGUGGUGCGUGGUUGGAGACACUUUUCCAGUAGGAUGUGAAUUUGCUCCUUCUAUUGUCUACAGGAGGACAAGUUUCGCAACGAAUCCCGAUCUCUACAAUGCAAAGUACAACACUCGCCUCGGCAUGUACACUGAGAACUGCGGUCUGGAAAAUGUCAUGAUGUCAUGGGGCCAUGAUGAAUAUAUGUACAGGGUUCUGAAGCACAACAAUAGCAAAUUGCCUGAGGAAGCGUUGUACAUGAUUAAGUUCCACUCCUUUUACCCAUGGCACACUGGUGGCGACUACGAGUAUCUCACAAGCAACAAAGAUGUGGAAAUGAUGAAAUGGGUGCGAGAAUUUAAUAAAUUUGACUUGUAUUCUAAAUCUCACGAAGUUCCUGACAUUGAAGCACUAAUGCCUUAUUAUCAGUCCCUGAUUGACAAAUACAUUCCUGGAGUUUUGGAGUGGUGAACCUGAUUAAUCGAAGGAGGAAUAUCUGAGAACCAGAAACAGCACAGUACUUCAUAUGGUGCUUAUCAUAAGCUACGUUAUGGCUGUUAACAUAAAACUUUAAUAGGCUCCUUAUCUGUAUAUGACAGAUCACAAACUUAUAUAGAUUUUAUUUGCUAUGGACAUUGCUGAUAUAGAGCAAUUUGAACGCGAUGCAUCAUAAUGAUGCACAGUUUUUUCUCUAUAUUGGAGAUUUUAGGUAUGAAUGGAAGUCAUGUUUUUCACUAUCAUUUGUUUUCAGUUAUGUAUGGAUGUAAUUUAUCUUUAUAUUAUGUUUCGUAUGUUAAUACGAAGUAUGGAUGAGUUAUGUAAAAUAAAAUGUUUUUAUUAUAUUCA